This is a messenger RNA of Rosa chinensis, 2012 nucleotides long. Its product is annotated as F-box protein At1g67340. Lineage: Eukaryota; Viridiplantae; Streptophyta; Magnoliopsida; Rosales; Rosaceae. The record is from RefSeq and is a predicted model, not a curated record. Gene Ontology annotation, molecular function: protein binding. Bases 439 to 1617 code for a protein of 392 amino acids. The transcript is spliced from 3 exons.
UGUGUGUGUACGUUUCGGGUUAGGGUUGUGUUCAAAAGCGUCAAGACAGGGGUGAGGGAUUUUGCAGUCCGGGGGAGCUAGAGUGAACGAGAAAAAGCCAAAAGGACAGACGAACGGAUCUGGGUCAACUCCGUUUGACCGUAAAUUCAAAAGCUGGAGGGAUAUAGUUGUAAUUGCCGAGGGUUUUAGGUUUUUUUUUUUUUUUUUUUUUCCUUCUACAGCAAUAUAUAUAUUUAUUUGUUGGAACUUGGAAGCCAUUCGGCUGUGUCGUUGCUGUUUGUGGUUUCUUUCAAGCCUGUUGUUCCUUCUCUUCUUUCCUAGCCUCUUAGCUUUUGUCUCUCUGUUACUAUAUAAGGGCUUCACUCCUCUUUUCCCCUUUAUCUAUCUCUGUGGGAUACAAUAGAUAGAUAGAUAGAUAGAUAGAUAGAUAGAUAAAAUAUGAGAACCAGAGGAGGGGUUUGCUAUCCCAGAGUUGUUGAAGAUGAGAAGAUGAAGAGAGUGACCAAGAAGAGGAAGGUGUGUCUGGCUACCGGAAAAGGAAUGGUUUGCCGGAAAAGGACUAAGAUGAUUCCGGUUGGGCCAGAUAUGUUCGACGAUUUGCCGGACGACCUUGUGCUCUGUAUUCUCUCCAAGCUCAGCUCCACUGCCAACUGCCCUUCCGAUUUCAUCAACGUUCUGAUAACAUGCAAGAGAUUGAACGGAUUGGGCCUGCAAUCACAAGUACUGUCUAAAGCUUCCCCGAAAACGUUUCCGGUGAAGCCCCAUAACUGGUCCGAGUCGGCUCACCGAUUCCUCAAGAUGUUGGCCGACGCCGGCAACGUCGAGGCUUGCUAUACUCUCGGCAUGAUUCGCUUUUACUGCUUGCAAAGCCGAGGCAGCGGCGCGUCUCUGAUGGCAAAGGCCGCGAUUGGCGGUUACGCGCCGGCGCUCUACUCUCUGGCUGUGAUUCAGUUCAAUGGGAGCGGCGGCUCCAAGAACGACAAGGACCUCCGUGCCGGAGUUGCUCUGUGCGCGCGUGCUGCCUUUCUCGGCCACAUCGACGCUCUCCGGGAGCUGGGGCACUGCCUCCAAGACGGCUACGGCGUCCGGCAGAACAUCACGGAGGGAAGACGGUUCCUGGUCCAGGCCAACGCGCGUGAACUCGCGUUGGUUCUGGCAUCUGCUGCGGCUUCUGGAAUCCCCAUGCGGCAGUUGCUGACGUGGACGCCGCUCCCGCAUCCUCAUCCCCACCCUCAUCCUCAGUUGCGUCACCUGACCGGGUCGGGUUGCCCCCUGCUCAGCGACUUCGGGUGCAACGUGCCCGCUCCGGAGGUCCACCCGGCGAACCGGUUCUUGGGAGAUUGGUUCGCGGGCCGGGCCGACGGUCUGCCCGGACCGGGUCUGAGGCUGUGCUCUCACGUGGGGUGUGGGAGGCCCGAGACUAGGAGACACGAGUUCCGUCGGUGUUCGGUGUGCGGGGCAGUGAACUACUGCUCACGCGCCUGCCAGGCGCUUGACUGGAAACUGCGGCACAAGGCCGAGUGCGCCGCCGUGGAGAGGUGGGUGGAUGAGGACGGAGAAGGCGCGGAGGGUGAGGAAGCCGUUAACGAGGGCGAUGACGUCAUGGAAGAGAGUUAAAUUACGGUGCGGUUACGGUAACGGCUCACAAUGUGAGAGAGUUAUGAUGAGAGACCAGAAGAAAAAGGAAACGGAAACGGAAAAAGAAAAAAGAGGACAUGAAAGGAAACGAGGCCGUUUUGGUGGAAACCGAUAGGAAAAUUAAUUAUGGCCGCUGGAGAGGGGUAAGGGAGGUUUUGUUCACCCUUUUGGGGGAAGCAAUGGGCUUUUUUCUUUUUUUCUUUUCUUUCUUUCUCUUUUUUCCUUUUGUUCCUUUUUUGUACUAUAGAGCCAGUUUAGCCUUAAUUUCGGUAAAAAAAAAAAGUACUUUGGUUUAUUAAAAUUCAAAUUUUCUUUCUCUGUUCUUAAUGCCAGAAAUGUCUAUUUGGUUAUUUUGGCUUGGGAAUGUUUAAUUU